UAAAUUACACAUUUCAUUCAUGAUUGAACCUGAGGUAGUUGAACAUCACUAAUGUUUGGUUUGUAUGUCAUCAGAUGAUUCUCAGUUUGCCAUCAGUGAAUCCACAUAGAGUCCAGAGUUCAUCCAGGAGCUUCUUCCAUCUGCGGAGCGAACGGCUCUCCUCUAUAAUCUGUCAUUCUUGUGUCUGGGAGGCUUCCCAAAGCUGGAACGUAUGAUCAGAGACCAAGCUAUUGAAACACAAAUGCUGUUCGGAACCUCUGAGGCUGUUCUGCUGAAGUGUGCCGGCACGAGUUCCAACCUGGUCACCUCGCUGUUCCCAAAACUGAUAAAAGCUGUUAAGAGGAACAGACCCAGACUGGCUGUGACGUACCUGGAGAAAGCCAGAACAUGGAUCAUGGACAUCAUCAGAGCUGUGGAUGACAUGGUGACGAGGUGAAAACAUUUAUGAAGUUUUUCAAAACAAACAAUCAAUUUUCUUAUCAGUACACAGUGAACAAUUAUUUUCUUGGCUUUUACUCACAUGUAAACAUUGAUCAGCUCAACCUAACCUGAAUGACGCACAAGAUCAAAUCUUGUGCUUAAAAAGCAAUAGAGUCUCUUCAGAAAAUUUGGACUAAACCACUUGAUUCAUAUAGAUUAGUCCGAUCUCUUUUUGAGACAUCAAAGAUCAAGUUGCAAAGGGAGUGAAUGGAAGGACAGGAUGCUGUCAGAUUUUAUCAAAAAAGAUCUUCAUUUGUGUUCCGAAGAUGAAAGAAAAUCUUACAAGUUUGGAACGAGUAAUUAAUGGCUGAAUUUUCAUUUUGGGGUGAACUAACUCUGAAUUUACUGACAGACUGGGAAGAGAGAAGCAGCAACAAUGAAGAGUAUAGGAAAAAUAAUGAGCAUUCAAACCUGUUCUAGUAGAGCCCAAAAACAAUAUCAAGACUGUGUAAAAGGGCAGAAUAGGUCCUCUUAAAGAAAAUUGUUCAGAGUCUGUGUUGUUGUGUUUGUGAAAUCCAGACUAUAUCACUGUACAUGCACCCUAUUUUUCAGGUAUGAUCAACAAACCAAAAGUGUGGGGAAUUGCACCAGUGAUGUGUUUAAAGAACAGAAGGAGACUGGAACCAAAUUAAAUGAACACACUGUCGAGAUGAAGGCUCUGGAGGAUGCUUUGGCCAAGCUUGAACUGGAGCUGAACAAAAAUGUCAAAGAUAUGGAGGAUAUUGAGAAAAGAAUUGAAAAAAGCACCCAAGAGCUGCUUUAUCUGAUCAUAAAUAAUAGAAAUUACCGUUAUUCUUUUUUAUGGGGCUUGUUCUCAUUUAAUCGACACUAUAAUGAUGCUGCUAUUCUUGCUAAACAAGCCGAACUGAACAGUCUCGUCCUUGAAAAGAACAGUCUGAGAAUCCAAGCGUGGAACAUCAAAAUCAAACGGACUGAUCUUCAGUUGGCCAAUUGCAAAUUACAACAGAGUAUGAUUCCCAAUCCUGUCCACCUGAAGGAAGUGCAGAGGUGUCUUGAUCAAAUCCGACAAAUUCUGGUUGAUUUUAAAAAGUUCUGGGAGAAAGUGUCUGUUACGCUGGGCACACUGAAAGACAAGACCUUUGUUGGGGAGGAACUGAUUGAUGACCUGAAACACACGAAGAAGGAGUUUCUGGACUCCAUUGAUGACGCAAAAAUGGACUGGAAGAGAUUUGGUGUAUGCUGUCAGAGAGCACAGGGCAUCUUCAGCGCUCAGUCUAAGACUGCAUAUAAAUUCCUGGAGAUCAAUCCGUCUUCAUUCUCAGAGGCUGAAAGGAUUACGCAGUAUGAGUCCGUCAUGGAGAAGCUGAAGAAGAUCAAUCCUCAGGGCUCCUGAGUGACAGAGAUCUGAUGCUUCCAUUCACACUUUAAACGCUCUUUAUAAGGCAUACACACAUUAAUGCAUAGAGCUUAUCUUGUCAUUUUUGUAAUGCUUUGUAAUCAUUCUUUCAAUUACUGUUCAACAUACAUAUACUUUACUGAGUGUUUGUUAGGAAUAUUAUUCCCCUAUUCUAUGUCUCAAUUUAUGAAUAUCUCUCUUAAAAUUGCUUUGCAUUUCAUUAUGGUUUAUAGAUCUUGUGGUGGGUCUGGUCACAUGACUGAUGUCUAUGUCACACAAUAAAGACUAAAGACAUUAAA
Messenger RNA from Megalobrama amblycephala (Wuchang bream), 2136 nucleotides. RefSeq lists its product as uncharacterized. The record is from RefSeq and is a predicted model, not a curated record. Lineage: Eukaryota; Metazoa; Chordata; Actinopteri; Cypriniformes; Xenocyprididae. The transcript is spliced from 4 exons. Bases 1130 to 1834 code for a protein of 234 amino acids.